CCCACACCUCAAAUGUCCAUUUGCGUUUUGCACAAAUUGCAGCUCGAGCACAGACUGCAAAGAUCCCAACGAAAACAACAAUGGCGAUGAAAAAUUUAGCUUGUAACAAAUUUCACAUUCUCCAGCGUAUCUUUGCAAAUUCUCAUACAUUCAAACCCCUGCUCCCCCAAUCCCGCUUCAUAUUUCAGAGUUCCUGUGAUGCUUUACAGUUAUGCACACAUAUGCAAGAAUAUUGGUAGGGGCGUGCCUGUUGUUGUUGGGAAGUUGUUACAUAAUGAAAUGCAAACAUAUAGUCUUAGUGGUGUUGUCUGGAUCCAUUCGGGUCGGGUCAUGAGGAGCUUGGAGCCUGUGGUAGAGCAACGUGGGAAAAGCGGUGGUGCGGAUAAUGGGUCGGGUCAAGCUGAGGUUAAGAAAAGGAAGAAACUGAAGGGGAAGAGGGAAGUGGUGAGGUGGCUGAAGUUUUUCAGGUAUAAGAAGAAGAAAGAUUACGAGAGGAUGACGCCCGAAGAAAAAAUCCUCUAUAAAUUGAAUAAGGCCCGGAAGAAAGAGGAGAGACUACUCGAAGCCCUUCAGAAAAUCGAGCCGAAAGAUUCUUCAGAAACCACCCACGAUCCAGAAAUACUGACACCUGAAGAGCACUUCUACUUUCUAAAGAUGGGUGAAAAGUGCAAGAAUUAUGUGCCCAUUGGGAGACGGGGAAUUUAUCAAGGGGUUAUACUGAACAUGCACUUGCAUUGGAAAAAGCACCAAACUUUGCAAGUCAUAGUAAAGACAUUCUCGCCUGAAGAAGUGAAGGGUAUUGCCUCGGAGCUCGCGAGGCUGAGUGGUGGGAUUGUGCUCGAUAUUCAGGAAGAUAACACGAUUAUCAUGUACAGAGGGAAAAACUACUCUCAGCCUCCUACAGAAAUAAUGUCUCCUCGGACAACUCUCUCGAGAAAGAAGGCUCUGGAUAAAUCCAAGUAUAGAGAUGCUUUGAGAGCUCUCAAAAAAUAUAUUCCAAGACUCGAGCAGGACCUCGCUCUAAUUCAAGCUCAAGCUGCACGUAAAAGCAUCACGAGUGAAGAAAAUCAAUCUCUCAAUGCAAGUAAUAAUGCUGAGUCCAACCAAAUUAUCGAGGAAGCUUCGAAUCAAGAUUUCGAGGGAUCUAAGAGACUGAAAGAACUAUUGGCAAAAACUUAUGUGAAUGCCGAUCACGAUUCGGAUGUGGAUUCUGAUUUGGGUUCGGAUUCUGAAGCCCUUUCGGAUAUUUUCGAGACGGAGUCAGAAAACGAGAGUGAGGUGAAAGAAGAAGAAAAAACACUUUACAUGGACCAGUUUGAAAAGAUUCUAGCGGAUAGUGAAAAGGAGGAGGAAGAUGAUUUUGGAGAACACUUGCGCAAGAUAUCGGCUGAUUCGAGAAGGGAGAAAGGUGAUGAAUAUAAUGAUGAUAAGGAUGAAGAGAUGGCUGAUCUUGAUGAGGUUGAUAAGAUGAUUGUAAGAGCAGCUUCACUCUUGAAGAAGAAGAGGAGAUGAUAUUUAUUGCUCAGCAAAAUUCAUUUUCAUAAUCAGGUUUGCAGCAAGCAGGUGAAAAUUCCCCCUUAAAAGUGUACACUAAUUUGGAAGUGUACUCAUUUGAUAUGAAUGAGUGUUGUGACAGAUUUUAGAAACCUUGUGUAGAUGGGGCUCAUGUUAUCAUUAUUAUUAUUAUUAUUA
Striga asiatica is the source of this 1692-nucleotide messenger RNA. The record is from the annotation of a GenBank genome assembly. NCBI's taxonomy places the organism in Eukaryota, Viridiplantae, Streptophyta, Magnoliopsida, Lamiales, Orobanchaceae.